Triticum turgidum subsp. durum (durum wheat) is the source of this 1902-nucleotide messenger RNA. Lineage: Eukaryota; Viridiplantae; Streptophyta; Magnoliopsida; Poales; Poaceae. The record is from the annotation of a GenBank genome assembly.
AUGGCGGACGGCGGCGAGAUGGACGAGGAGGCGAUGAUGCGCGCCUUCUUCCCGACCUCAUUCGGCAAGGCGCCCACCCGCCCCAGCGCCGCCUCCCACUCCUCCACCCUCCGCAAGCCCCAAAACCCUAGCUCCAACCCCUCCACCUCUGCCGCCGCCGAGGAGGACGAUGGCGGUGGUGCCAUUGUCGGACCCCCUAGGCCGCCCAAGGAAUUGGCUCCUAUCCAGGAGGAUGACGAGGAGGGUGGCGGUCUGAUUGGGCCGCCUCGGCCGCCACAGCGGCCGUCUGCGCACGCGGCGGUGGAGGACGAGGACGGCAGCAUGGUUGGGCCGCCUCGGCCGCCACCGUCGAAGGAGGGGGAUGAGGAUGACGAGGACGAGGGCGACGACGACGACGAGGAUGACGACGACGAUGAUAUGGAUGAUGAUGAUGGGGAGGAUUUCGGCAGGAUUCCUCUCAGCAACGAAAUUGUUCUGCGGGGGCACACCAAGGUUGUCUCAGCCCUUGCUGUUGACCCUACAGGAUCCCGAGUGCUCUCUGGCAGCUAUGAUUAUACCAUACGGAUGUAUGACUUCCAAGGCAUGAAUUCGAAGCUACAGUCAUUUAGGCAAUUAGAACCUUGUGAGGGGCAUCAAGUUCGUAGCCUAAGCUGGAGUCCAACAUCGGACCGAUUCUUAUGUGUCACGGGUUCAGCUCAGGCCAAGAUAUAUGACCGAGACGGGCUUUCGCUUGGUGAGUUUGUUAAGGGUGAUAUGUAUAUCCGUGAUCUGAAGAAUACAAAGGGUCAUAUUUCUGGACUAACUGGUGGUGAAUGGAAUCCCAAGUCAAAAGAAACUAUAUUGACCUCAUCGGAAGAUGGAUCAUUACGUCUCUGGGAUGUUUCAGACUUUAGCAGUCAAAAGCAGGUCAUCAAACCAAAGUUAAAAAGACCAAUGCGAAUUCCUGUUACUUCAUGUGCAUGGGAUCAUGAAGGCAAGCGGAUUGUUGCUGGCGUGGGGGAUGGUUCCAUUCAGCUCUGGACCAUAAAGACUGGAUGGGGAAGCAGACCAGAUAUUCAUGUUGAAAAAGCACAUACAGAAGAUAUCACUGGGGUUAAGUUUUCUACUGAUGGGCAGAUUCUUCUGUCAAGAAGUAUGGAUAGUACUCUAAAGAUAUGGGAUUUGAGGAAAAUGAAGACUCCUUUGAAAGUGUUCGACGAUCUGCCUAAUAACUAUGCAGAGACAAAUGCUUCAUUUAGUUCAGACGAGCAACUUAUUUUUACAGGAACCUCUGUUGAGAAAGAUGGCAGAAAUGGAGGUCUACUUUGCUUCUUUGAUAGAAGGAAACUAGAGCUUGUAUCAAGGGUGGGAAUUUCACCACAUUACAGCGUGAUAAGGUCACUCUGGCACCCAAGGAUUAAUCAGGUGUUCGCAACAGUUGGGGACAAGAAGGAAGGUGGGACUCAUAUCUUGUAUGAUCCUUCUGUUAGUCAGAGGGGAGCUCUUGUAUGUGUUGGACGAGCACCAAGGAAAAAAUCUGUUGAUGAUUAUGAGGUGCAACCUUUAAUACACAACCCACAUGCACUGCCUCUAUUCAGAGAUCAACCAAGCCGUAAACGCCAAAGAGAGAAGAUGAUGAAAGACCCCCUCAAAUCGCACAAACCAGAAGCUCCUGUUAGUGGUCCAGGGUUUGGUGGUAAAAUUGGCACAACAAAAGGCAGCUUGCUGACACAGUAUCUCAUGAAGGAAGGUGGUUUAAUUAAGGAGACCUGGAUGGAUGAAGAUCCAAGAGAGGCAAUUUUGAAAUAUGCUGAUGCUGCAAAGAAUGACCCAAAGUUUAUUGCACCAGCAUAUGCUCAAACUCAGCCGGAAACCGUCUUCGCAGAGUCUGAUUCCGACGGCGAAGAGAAAAACGACUAUUAA